AUGGCUUCUCCUUCUUCUUCUUCUUCUACUACUACUACUACAGCUAGUAUGGGAAAGCGAGCUUUGAUCUUCUUGGUUGUAUUGGGUUGGGUAGUGAACGUUAUGGGCAAUGAGAGUUGGGUGAAGGUAGGAAGAGAGAGCGGGAAGAAGCUAGUGUUUAAUUCUGGCACACUAAGGGUUGAGGAUUGUGCAGGGAAAGGUAGAAAGGGACGAGGAGGAGGUGGUGGGAUUGGUGGCGGUGGUGGAGUCGGCGGUGGAAUAGGUGGGAUUGGUGGAGGUGGUGGAGUUGGCGGUGGCGGUGGCGUUGGCGGAGGUAUUGGUGGUGGAAUAGGCGGUGGGAUUGGUGGUGGCGGUGGCGUUGGCGGAGGUGUUGGUGGUGGAAUAGGCGGUGGGAUUGGUGGUGGCGGUGGCAUUGGCGGAGGUGUUGGUGGUGGAAUAGGCGGUGGGAUUGGUGGUGGCGGUGGCGUUGGCGGAGGUGUUGGUGGUGGAAUAGGCGGUGGGAUUGGUGGUGGCGGUGGCAUUGGCGGAGGUGUUGGUGGUGGAAUAGGCGGUGGGAUUGGUGGUGGCGGUGGCGUUGGCGGAGGUGUUGGUGGUGGAAUAGGCGGUGGGAUUGGUGGUGGCGGUGGCAUUGGCGGAGGUGUUGGUGGUGGAAUAGGCGGUGGGAUUGGUGGUGGCGGCGGUGGUGGUGGGAUGGGCGUGGGCGCAGGGGGUGGCGGUGGGAUUGGGAUCGGCGGUGGAGGUGGCGGCGGGAUCGGUGUCGGUGGCGGAGUCGGUGCGGGGGUUGGGAUCGGCGUAGGCGGGGGCGGCGGGGAUGGAAUUGGCGGCGUAGCUGGUGGUGCAGGUGGUGGUAUUGGCGGUGGUGGCGGAGGCGGCAUCGGUGGUGGUAUUGGUGGUGGUGCAGGAGGUGGCAUUGGUGGUGGUAUUGGCAGUGGAGCCGGCGGAGGAAUUGGCGGAGGCAGCGGGGCGGGAGGCGGUAUUGGUGGUGGAGCCGGAGGUGGAAUUGGUGCAGGCGGUGGUGCAGGUGGUGGUAUUGGCGGAGGUGGUGGCGCAGGAGGUGGUAUUGGUGGCGGAGCCGGAGGUGGCGUAGGUGGUGGUAUUGGUGGUGGAGCCGGAGGUGGGUUCGGCGGCGGAGGUGGCGCAGGUGGUGGUAUUGGUGGCGGAGCCGGAGGUGGAUUCGGCGGAGGAGGUGGUGCAGGUGGUGGUAUUGGUGGCGGAGCAGGCGGUGGGUUCGGCGGAGGUGGUGGAUUCGGUGAUGGCGUUGGGGGCACCGGAGCCGGAGGCGGAUUAGGUGAGGGAGGUGGCGGUGGUUUACGCGGAAUCGGUGUAGGUCGCCAUGGAAUAGUAAGUGGUAUUAAGAACCAUCACAAAGGAAAAGGAUGGAAAGGCAACAUAGGUGGUGGGUUCAAUUCUCCUUCUAAUAGGAAGAGACUUGAGCUUAAGAAGCCUUAA
Messenger RNA from Ananas comosus (pineapple), 1449 nucleotides. Its product is annotated as glycine-rich cell wall structural protein-like. The record is from RefSeq and is a predicted model, not a curated record. Bases 1 to 1449 code for a protein of 482 amino acids. NCBI's taxonomy places the organism in Eukaryota, Viridiplantae, Streptophyta, Magnoliopsida, Poales, Bromeliaceae. The transcript has a single exon.